AUUAUAUGCUUGAUUAUUAAAGUCUAUAAUGUGGUAUCAUGUCGGUUUUUAUUGAUGGUUAGAGAUAUUGUGUUUAGUUUUCUAAUUAACUGAUUUAACAAUACUGAAUUUUUCCUUUUUAUUUUCUGAAAUUUUCCUUUUUAUUUUCAGAUUUUUUUUUCUAAAAUUUAAGAUGAUUUUUUUUUAUAAAUACGACUCUGUUUUAUAGAAAGGCUGUUUUAUUAUGCAAGAUCAAAGGUUUUUUAAGCUUUUUGUGUUCAACUUGAACUUUUAAACUUUCAAAAAGUUUUUUGGGAGAUUCUGUUUAAUUAGUAUGAUUGAUUAUAGAAGCUAAUAUAAGUGUAUUUUAAUGAUGUGAAAACAAUUUGAGUACGGUGUCUUGUCAGUUUUCAUUAAUCGUUAGAGAUAAUAAUCGAGUAUGGUUUCAUUGUUCUAUUUUUAAGGUCAAAGCUUAAUAUUCGAGAUAAUAACACCUUGAUAUAUGGGUUUUCCUCUUUUAUGAUUUCUUUAGCCUUGAAGUCACUUUGAAUUUAGUCAUUAGUAUUACCAAAGACGUUUAUGAUCUCUCUGUUUACAGAUGAUUAAGCAUAGAAACCCUCGGGUAGGUUAAAUUCACAUGUUAUAUUGCAUGAGAUGAAACUAACAUUAAACGUCUAAGAUGAUAGUUAGUGUUUUUAAACUAACAAUUAAUGAGAGAAGAAUACUCAUAGCCAUUUCUGUGCUUUCUUUUGUCCUGCCAGCAUGUGAAAGCCAUUUAUGUUCAUUUGAUGUUGGUAUGUAUGCAUGCGUUUACAAAUUACAACAUGUCUGGGUGGAAUAUCAAUAUAUCCGCCCAAAUCAUUUUGAUUCUUAUAUAUAAUUAUAUAUCCAAAAGUAACUAUUAUACGGCGAAUCCUGCUAGAUCUGGAGAAGAUAAAAUGUAAAUCAAAGAGAAGAUAAAAGUGGAAUAUGCCUAACUGUUUCAGCUUGUUUUGCAAGCCCUCCUUUAAAUUUGGAAUAAAUCAAUGUAUGAGAUCUAAUUUUGAUAUGAUUAUAACUUCACUUGACCGCCAAAAUCUACAGAUAUAUACUUGGCUUAGAUAGGAAUAUCUGGUAAAAAGAUCAAAUACAUCUUUACUGGUUAAUACUAUAGCUAGAUACCAAAAUAUCAAUUAAAGGAGUAUAAUGUGCUAUAUAUAAUUAGUCUACGAAUGAAUGUGAAAUAGAUUCCAUAUCUUAUGAUUAUUCAUAUUCUUAUUUAUAUUUAUAUUCUUAUCCAUAUAUUUAUAUUCAUAUUCUUAUUUUCGACCAAAAAAAUGUUGUAAGUCUUACAACAAUCCAUCUCCUACAUUGGAUCAAAACUAAUUAUUUAGGUCAAAACUUAAUAUUCGAGAUUUGAAUAUGUCCGUGAAUAACCCUUUACUCCAUACUCCAAAAUAAUGUUAUUCAAAACUAAAAAAUAUUAUAUAGAAGAAAAAGCUACACAUUAAAGAAAAAGUCGAUUUGAGUUACAUGCAUGAUCGAAUUAUCAUAGCAUUUAAUAUAACAAUUGAAGGAAAUGGAGAUUUGAGUGUGCAUGUAUAUGCCAAAGAUCAACACGAGUUUUUGUUUUUCAUGUGUAUAAAGUGAAGAGAAGCAGUCAGGUCAAGAACUUAUCCAAAUGACAUACACAGAGGGUGAAUUAAAUGUAGAAGAAGCAAAGUUUAUCCACAGCAUCUGUAAGAAAAGACACGUGGCAGAGUGGAGAGAGCUGAAGCCGGCGGCAGAGCCACGUGGGGAUCACGUGAACCCAUCUCCUUUCUCAUCAGAAGUUGGUUAUAUAACAGACCGUUGGGGAGUUAGGGCAAAACAAAUAAGAAAAAAACUAAAGUCAUCAUUAAUUAAACUAUACAUUAUCCAUUUCUCUCUUACUAGUUCUCUCUCUCACUCAACAAAUCAACAUCCUUCUCUCUGUCAAGAAAACUCAUUGUAAUUAAAAUUUAGUUAAUUAGUCACUAGUUACUACAUAUAUUGACCAUUUAUGGACAUCAAGAAAACCAAAGCUCCUUCCUCAUCUUCUUCACCCUCUUCGUUUGAUCAUUUGUUUGGUCCGAGAGGGUCAGCUGCCUCUGCUUCUUCUGCUUCGUCUUGUUCAACUAUACUCGACUCCAUUUUCCCUCCUCCGGUAGCAGGCAAGAAGGGAAAUCACACUAGUAUCAUUUCUCAAACCACUGAUGAGAGAAGCAGUCAUGAAAGAAGAGAAGCUUCGUAUUUCAGCUCAUCCAUCUACUACGGAGGCCAGCAACACUAUUCACCUCCACGAGCUCAUGAUGCCUCCUCCACUUCUCCAUCACAUCAUCACCCCAAAGAAACUGAUGAUCGCACUGACACAACCGCCUCUGCUUCCAGAGGAAAUUGGUGGAAAGGUUCCUUGUAUUACUAAGACCAACCUAUAACUACUCCAACUGAUGGCCAUAUAAAUCAACGUGACUUUGCUGUGCGAUCUUUUUGGGUUUUGUUUUUAUGUUUUUUUUUGUAAUUAUACAAUGCUGGGGAUUAGUACGUUGGUUUAAGAGAGCAACUAAUGAACCACAUGUACCACAAAUGUAUGGCACAAACCCAGUAAAUAAAAUACUCAGAAUCUUAAUAACAA
Messenger RNA from Brassica rapa (field mustard), 2611 nucleotides. RefSeq lists its product as uncharacterized. The record is from RefSeq and is a predicted model, not a curated record. Lineage: Eukaryota; Viridiplantae; Streptophyta; Magnoliopsida; Brassicales; Brassicaceae.